Molecule: messenger RNA, 1290 nt
Organism: Tetrahymena thermophila SB210
Lineage: Eukaryota; Ciliophora; Oligohymenophorea; Hymenostomatida; Tetrahymenidae
Exons: 1
Source: RefSeq, a predicted model, not a curated record
AUGGAACAAUCAUAAACAGAAAAGAUAAGGUUUCAUUGCAACGAGCACGAAGGAUAUGAAGUUAUAUCAAUAUUAGUAAGCGAGGAAGUUAAUUCUGAUAAGAGACUAUGCUGUUAAAAAUGCAUGAUUUAUACUUAUAGAGGUUUAACAACCGAUUAAUUUAUUUUGAUUGAAGAUCUACUUUAGGGUAAAGAAUAGGCAACCUCCUAUUUUCUUCCUGUAAAGAAGAGAGAGUUAGACAUCAUUUAAGAAGCUAUAAUAAAAUCAUAGAACAAUGGGUAUUUAAGAGCAGUUGAAGAUUACUUCAGUGACUUACAAAAAAAGAUUAACUAAAUGAUUCAUGAUAAAAAAAAGGAAGCUCUACUUAAAGCAGAAGAAAAGUAGUACUUAAUAGAGGACCUGAGAGAUUCCUUCAAUCGUUCAGAUGAAGUAAAGGAACUUCAAAGCAUACUCUUUAAUUCUUACAAAAACUCAGAAAAUAUCACUAAAUUAUCUGAAAAAGUAGAUGCUUUUCUUUAAAAGCAUAGAUAGCUUUAAAAUGAAGCUGAGAACAGAUAUUAAGCAUUGAACAAUCCUAUUUAAACAGAAGCACAAGAAUAACUGUAAGGGUAGCCAUAAGAAUCACAAGAAAAUCAGGAAAAUCAAAAUUCUGUUGUAGAAAACAUAUAAAAUUAAAUGAGAAAUCCAGAAAGUGGUGAUUUCUACUCUAAAUUUAAAAAUUUUAGAAAGAAAGAUUUUUAAAUAAAAGUAACUCCACUUGAGAUUUAUAUAAUUCCUGUUUAUGAUCUCUCUAUCUAAUUUGUUAAAACUAGCACUAAUGAUUUAGUUCUUGAUAAAAAUGAGGAAGGAUAAGCCUUUAUUAAAAAUAAUGGAGGUUAAACUUCUAAUUGUAGAUCAGAUUAUAUUAUUCGUUAAGAUAAAACUCAUGUUUUUACAUUUUAAUUCAACUCAAAACCAUCAGAUUAUAUGAGAAUAGGCAUAGCUAAAAAAACUGAUGAUCCUGAAGACAAACUCUGCUAGUGCUUCGGAUGGUCCAAUAAUUUUGAUCUUGUGAUUGAACGCGGAGAAAAUUUAUCAAACUUAAUGGGCCCAAAUACAAUAGUGAAAAUGGAGGUGAAUGUAAAGCAAGAUGUUUUAAAAUUUUAUGACUAUGAAAUGAAAAAUAUUGCAAAAAAGAAAUCAACUUUCAGUUUAGAUUCAAAUGGAGAGUACAAUAUAGUUGUUUAUUUCCACAGUGAUUUAAAAUAACCUAUUAUACUCACUCUUAUAUCUGCUGAGUUGAUAGAUUGA